CACACCUAAACGUUACCCUCUCCCAUGCUCCGGGAGGCACGCGGCAUCGUCUUAUGCGGGUCCCUCCUGUAAUCUGGGAUAAUCGCGCGGGUACGUCACAGGGUGUCAACGAACAGGUAGGAGAACACAAUGGUUCGUUUCAUAAGUUGCACCGUUUCUUCUCCUCUGUGGAAAUCCCACACGAUUCAAAUUAGAGGCGAGCGAGAGAAGCCGAUCGAUUCCCCUUCCCAUCACGGUCUUGUGCUGCGUUCUCGCGUCGCCGAUCUCGUCGCUACGCCGCCACCGACGAUGUCUAACCUCCCGCAGCCGCACUGCCUCGCCCCUGCCUUCGGCGGAGGCCCCGCCCCUCCGCCCCUGUCGUCCGCCGCCGGGGGCGGGCAGCCCGUGAGGGACCGCAAGAUCGCGUCCGCGGAGCAGCUCGUGCUGGAUCUCUGCGAACCGGAUCUCCGGGAGAACGCGCUGGGGGAGCUUUCCAAGGAAACCCUCUCUGAUGUUGUGGCGAUGGAUAUUCUUGUGCUACGGUAGAAAGAAGAGAGAGAUAUUUCAAGAUUUGGCUCCUUUGUUAUGGAACGCAUAUGGGACAAUUGCAGCACUCCUCCAAGAGAUAGUUUCUAUAUACCCUUUUCUUUCACCUCCAACUUUAUCACCAGGUGCAUCAAAUAGAGUCUGCAAUGCUCUUGCCCUUCUUCAGUGUGUAGCAUCACAUCCUGACACACGAAUUCUUUUCCUAAAUGCACACAUCCCUUUGUAUUUGUAUCCCUUUUUGAAUACCACUAGUAAGACAAAGCCAUUUGAGUAUUUAAGAUUGACCAGCCUGGGGGUUAUUGGCGCCCUUGUAAAGGUUGAUGACACGGAGGUAAUUAGUUUUCUUCUUCAAACAGAAAUAAUUCCUUUGUGCCUGCGCACGAUGGAGAUGGGUAGUGAACUUUCAAAGACGGUUGCGACCUUUAUUGUUCAAAAGAUAUUGUUGGAUGAUGUUGGGCUUCGGUACAUUUGUGCUACCGCAGAACGUUUUUAUGCUGUAGGUCAAGUGCUUGGAUCCAUGGUCACAUCACUUGCUGAACAGCCAUCUGCGAGACUGCUGAAGCAUAUAAUUCGUUGUUACUUAAGGCUUUCGGAGCACCCAAGGGCAUGUGGAAGUUUGAACAACUGUCUUCCCAAUAUGCUAAAAGACGGAUCUUUUAACAAUUAUAUUGAUGAUCCUACAACUCGGCACUGGCUGCAGCAGCUACUACACAAUGUUGGUGGCAUAAAUCGGGUAGCCAAUCUUCAGGGUGGACUCGAUCAUAUUAUCGGAAGUUAGGGAUUCUUGUGCUCAUCAAGUAAUGUAUCAGUCUUUAUCUCAGUUCAUUUUGGUCACUUUAUCACCUGUUGUUUGAGGUGGAAAAAGACCUGUUCUAUUUUGUGAAAAACACCAUGAUUAGAAAUAACAAAGAGGAACUGUCACGUUGUUUUC
This is a messenger RNA of Musa acuminata AAA Group (dessert banana), 1456 nucleotides long. RefSeq lists its product as uncharacterized. Gene Ontology annotation, biological process: negative regulation of translation; mRNA catabolic process. The transcript has 10 exons. NCBI's taxonomy places the organism in Eukaryota, Viridiplantae, Streptophyta, Magnoliopsida, Zingiberales, Musaceae. Gene Ontology annotation, cellular component: CCR4-NOT core complex; CCR4-NOT complex; P-body. Bases 491 to 1303 code for a protein of 270 amino acids. The record is from RefSeq and is a predicted model, not a curated record.